AUGCACAUGAUGACAGUCAAGCAGCGGGGUGUAUGGGCUGUAUUGCUCUGGCCCUGCCUGCUUACUAUGAGCGUCCCACUGGACUGUAAGGAAGAGCAGGGCAGCCUCUCCCGCUGCCUCUCCAUCUCCCAAGAAAAACUUCUUGACCGAGUCAUCCAGCAUGCUGAGCUCAUCUACCGUGUCUCAGAGGAAUCGUGUACUUUGUUUGAGGAGAUGUUCAUCCCCUUCCCACUGCGGCUCCAGAGGAACCAGGCUAGCUACACAUGCAUCACCAAAGCCUUACCGCUCCCCAGCUCCAAAAGUGAAAUCCAACAGAUAUCUGAUAAAUGGUUGCUCCACUCCGUGCUGAUGCUGGUCCAGUCGUGGAUCGAGCCUUUGGUCUACCUGCAGACCACACUAGAUCGCUACGACGAUGCUCCAGACCUACUGCUCAACAAGACCAAGUGGGUGUCUGACAAACUGAUCAGUCUGGAGCAAGGGGUGGUGGUCCUUAUCAAGAAGAUGUUGGAUGAGGGGGCGCUGACCACAACCUACAGUGAACAAGGCCUAUUCCAGUAUGAUGUGCAGCCAGAGAUGUUGGAAUCUGUUAUGAGGGACUAUACACUACUCACCUGCUUCAAGAAAGACGCCCAUAAGAUGGAGACUUUCCUCAAGCUUCUCAAGUGUAGACAAACUGACAAAUACAACUGUGCAUAA
Messenger RNA from Toxotes jaculatrix (banded archerfish), 696 nucleotides. RefSeq names its product somatolactin alpha (gene smtla). NCBI's taxonomy places the organism in Eukaryota, Metazoa, Chordata, Actinopteri, Toxotidae. Gene Ontology annotation, biological process: positive regulation of growth; animal organ development; growth hormone receptor signaling pathway. Gene Ontology annotation, cellular component: extracellular region. The coding region runs from base 1 to 696 and encodes 231 amino acids. Gene Ontology annotation, molecular function: growth hormone receptor binding; growth hormone activity. The record is from RefSeq and is a predicted model, not a curated record. The transcript has 5 exons.